AUGGCGUACUUGAAGGUCUCUGGAACGAAAAUCGUCGACCACAAUGGCAAGGAGAUCAUCCUCCGCGGCGCAGGCCUUGGUGGCUGGAUGAACUCAUGGACGAUCGUCGCAGGUUACCCUGGUUGCGAAUUCCAGAUUCGCGCAGCACUCGCGGACGUCAUUGGCAAGGAGAAGUCAGAAUUCUUCUAUGACAAGUUCCUGGAAUACUUCUUCCAGGACGCCGAUGCCGCGUUCUUCAAGAGCUUGGAGCUGAACUGUAUUCGCAUUCCCUUCAAUUACAAGCAUUUCGAGGAUGACAUGAAUCCGCGCGUGCUGAAGCCGGAAGGCUUCAAGCACCUCGAUCGCGUGAUUGAUCUGUGCUCGAAGCAUGGUAUCUACACAAUCCUCGAUCUGCACACAGCACCAGGUGGCCAGAACACCGACUGGCACGCGGAUGCCGGGACGCACAUCGCCAAGUUCUGGGAGCACAAAGACUUCCAGGAUCGCACGGUCUGGCUCUGGGACCAGCUGGCAAAGCAUUAUGUCGGGAACACCUGGAUCGCGGGCUACAACCCGCUAAACGAGCCGACUGACCCGUACCACACCCGCGUCGUUGCUUUCUAUGACCGCGUCUACCGCGCAAUCCGCGUGGUCGAUCCGCAUCAUGCGCUCUUCUUUGACGGAAACACCUUCGCGUCCGACUUUUCGCACUUCGGCGACGUGCACAAGCGGUGGGAGAACUGCGCGUACUCGAUACACGACUAUAGCGUGUUUGGGUUUCCCGCGUCGCCGGAGCCGUAUGUGAACAGCGAGGCGCAGAGGACUCGCAUGCGGAAGAGCUACGAGCGUAAGCGAGAGUGGAUGGAUGAGCGCGGAUUGUGCGUGUGGAAUGGCGAGUGGGGCCCAGUGUAUGCGCGGACGGAGUACGAGGGCGCGAGGACGGAGGCAAUCAACGAGGAGCGAUACAAGGUUCUCAAGGACCAGCUGAGCAUCUACAAUCAGGAUCGCCUGAGCUGGUCGAUCUGGACGUACAAGGAUAUAGGCUUCCAAGGGAUGGUCUACGUUUCGCGCGAGACGCCGUACAUGAAGCUGUUCAAGGACUUCCUCGCGCAAAAGCAUAGGCUCGCAAUCGACGCGUGGGGCGCAGACGAUACCGCCGUGCGACCGAUCUACGACCCGCUCAUAGACCUCAUCAAGCGCGAGGUUCCCGCAGAGUACCAGAACCUCUACCCGUUCCCGGUGUGGAAGUUCAGCGACCGCGUCGGUCGGUUGGCGAGGAAUAUUCUGGUGAGCGAGUUCCUGGUGAAGCCGUGGGCGGAGCAUUUCCGUGGCAAGAGCGAGAAGGAGCUUGAUGAGAUUGCAAAGAGUUUCUCGUUCGAUAAUUGCUUACGUCGCGAUGGGCUCAACCGGAUCUUGACGGAGAACGCGAGUUUGGUGGCAGAGUCUAAGUGA
Molecule: messenger RNA, 1431 nt
Organism: Laetiporus sulphureus 93-53
Lineage: Eukaryota; Fungi; Basidiomycota; Agaricomycetes; Polyporales; Laetiporaceae
Product: glycoside hydrolase family 5 protein
Exons: 5
Coding region: 1-1431 (476 amino acids)
Biological process (GO): glucan catabolic process
Cellular component (GO): cell surface; extracellular region
Molecular function (GO): beta-glucosidase activity
Source: RefSeq, a predicted model, not a curated record